UUAUGUGACGCCCUCAUCGCGGGUGCCAUUCAAACGAUUUCGAAGCCCUGUAGUAAUUUCUUGCAUAGCUCCGAUUUGCAUAAAAAUGUGAUUUUAGCAAUGGCAAAUGAGCGCUAAGCGUAGUCGACAUUAGCCUGUCACAGACUAUCAACUGUAGCAAAGAUAGGUAUAUUCGAUGAGGGUGGUUGUCACCAAAAGGUUUACAAGGCUGUCCUCAAGUUGCCAGGGUGCUUGUAGUAUGUUACUGGAUUGCGAAGCUCUUCUGACGAGCCGCUGAGUUGUAAGGCGAUUGCAGAAGCUGCUAACUUGGCUGUAAAAUAAGCUUCAGUGCCCCAAAGUUAGCACCCGGUGGUGAACAUAUAAGAGAAAACAGCCUAAAUGGCAGACCUGUACCUGCCAAAAGGCUGGAGGCGCGAAGAACAAGCCCGGAGAUUGGGCCUAUCCGCCGGAAAGGUUGACGUCUUUUACUAUGGCCCUGACGGGCAGAGGUACCGCUCGAAACAGCAGCUUGCCAAGGCUCUCGGUGAUGCUGUGGAUUUGACGGCGUUCGACUUCCGAUCCGGUAAGCUGAGCGCAGUCGCAGCACGUAAAGCGCGCCAACACAGUCGAGUAACGGGUGGAGGAAACGGGGGAGGCCCUUCCUAUGAAUACCUUCGGGGUCUUAAGGCCGAGGCAUGCCUUGUCGCACCCAUCCGACAAACAGCGUCGAUUUUUAAGCAGCCGGUUACUGUUGUGCACAAUAUGAAGGAUUACACGUCUACAAAACAUGACAUUAAAACUAUCGUUUCGAAUGAUAAGCCUAAGCAGCCUCCGUUUCAAUUAUUCUGGGAACGCCGCCUCCAACGAUUGGGCACAAGCGAUCGCAACGGCUUGGCACAGUCACCUCUAGAAUUGCCCCGUGGAAUACGGGGAAUCUCGCACGACCUCAGUAAAGACACGCUGCUUCGAAGCGUGGCCACGGCACUGCACGUUUCGCAGGGUCCUGUAGUAGGUCAACUUCAUGCCAAGGGACAGCAAGACAGACAUCCGGCAGUUUAUAUUAACCCCGAUCAACCUCUUGUGCAGGCAUUGAUUGUGACCGAGGAAGAUAUCCGAAAGCAAGAAGAACAGGUUGUCAUGGCCCGAAAACAGCUGCAGGCUGCUCUACAGGAAUUACGUAAUAUCGUCGAACAAUAAUUGGGGAUUUUCAGCCUGCCGGCUAGUGUUACUGUAAAACACCUGGUUCUGCAAGGAUCGCUGGAAGAAGUUGCAGCAACUCGGUGGUGCGACCACGGUCUACCAAUAUCUAGUAUAGACUGUUUAUACAUAAAGCGUGCAUGUACACCCACAAAAGCUUCGCUUAUUCAGCUAACUAGUAAGAUAUAUAUACAUAAUGUAUACGUGCCACGGUAGUAUAUGUAGAAGGACAUUACGCUUGGUAGACACUUUAGGAGAUGCAUAAACUAUGUUCACGCAAACAGACCUAAAAGAGGAAAAAUGAGCUUCAGAGUUAACGAAUAUUAAUGAUUGUACACGCUGUCCCCGUAUAUGAUAAAAAUACUAGUAAUAUGUUGAUUGCAUGUGAUAACACAUGAUCAGGUUUGUCAAUAUGGAAUCGUAUAGAGGUCAUUUUUUCGAGCAGCUCAAAAGAAGUACUUAGAAAGAAACAUAGAAGAAUGCUGUAAUAAAUGAGAUAUAUAUAUAUACAACUGAUAAUAAUGACUGACUCGUGUCAAUUAGUUUAACCAAGACUUUCCGUGCUCAUGUGCGUGAAAGUGCUGGAAUUAAUCAUUAAGGAACUCUAUAGGGGAUCGAAAUCAUAAACGAGAAAACCGAAAACAAAAUUUAUUUUCCCUUCCCAUCCAACAUCAUCUGUAUUCGUAUUUUAAAUAGACAAAAUCUUACAGGAAUUUUGCAGUACAUUUGCGACUCACCGAUGGAACAUCUCGCUAGAUCUUACCUCGUUAGAUGCCAGAGAGAAAUGCUGACGACCUAACAAAGCGUUCUGAAAUUAUCCGUAUAUUAUGGCAAAAAAAUCCGAUUUUUCA
This is a messenger RNA of Varroa destructor (honeybee mite), 2027 nucleotides long. It is a transcript of the gene MBD-like, whose product is annotated as methyl-CpG-binding domain protein 2. Gene Ontology annotation, molecular function: methyl-CpG binding. The record is from RefSeq and is a predicted model, not a curated record. Lineage: Eukaryota; Metazoa; Arthropoda; Arachnida; Mesostigmata; Varroidae. Gene Ontology annotation, cellular component: nucleus. Gene Ontology annotation, biological process: negative regulation of transcription by RNA polymerase II; DNA methylation-dependent constitutive heterochromatin formation.